CUGAUAUGCUGAUGGAAUCUACCAAUAGUCUUUCCUUAGCUUAGAGAGGGAACACAAAUCUCUAGUAGGGCUGUUGAAUCAGAAUAAACAAUUGUAUAGAUUGAUAGCCAAGGGGACCUCGACACACACUACAAUUAGAUGGGUGAUGCCUGUAGGUGGGAUUUGAAAGAUUACCACUUUACGUGCCUUAUUUGAGCAACAAAGAAAUUAGGAAAUGGUUUAGUUGUAUUUCAGGAUAGUGUAUUAAAAGGCUUACAGUUAAAGAAAACAAAUAAUGUUUCAACCCAGCAAAGGAAAACAUUGGUACAAUGAUAAGUGUUUUUAAGCGUUUUUUUUCCGUACUUCAACUUUUAACUGAAAACUGUUAAACGUAGUUGGAACUUCAUUUUGGCGUUCCUUCUGGGUGGGGAAUAAAAGUGAAUAGCCUAAAGAUUUUUUUUUUGAAAUAGGCUUAUUCAAAUUGGUCAUAACUACCAUUAGAUAUUCACAGUCCAGUCUCAGAUCAUCAGGUGGAUGGUGUGGGGUUGUCUCGACUACAGCGAAAGCUCCCGCAACCAGGCAAUAAUUUGCCUUUGGAUUCAGAACCACGGUCAGUUCCCGGUACCUUUACCAUCGCGUGUUGCUUUGGAGGAAGCGCAAUUGAUAGUUUUGCAUUGACAAAUCACAUCAGGAAGAAGUCGACGGAUGGCGCUGGGUCCUGAAAAGCUCUCUUUCUCAUCUUUCAUCCGACCCCUCCCCUUCAUAUAGCAUCCUAGCAAAUCCCCGGCGGCGACUGGAGAGUAAAACGCGUACAUCUCCUUCCAAUACCGCCAACAUGUUGGACCCAUCUUCCAGUGAGGAGGAAACGGAUGAGAUAGUGGAAGAAGAACGUAAAGAGGUGAUGGCACCAAAGACGGGGUGCGCACGGGUGUCACCCAGCCGGACCACCGAGAGUUCUGGUGGGCUACAGCCCUCAAGCCGGGGAGGCGCUCGCCCGUCAAGCCCCAGCCCCUCGGUGGCCAGCGAUAAGGAAAAAGAGGAUCUGGAAAAGAUGCAAAGGGAAGAGGAAGAGAGAAAGAGGAGGCUCCAGCUGUAUGUCUUUGUAAUGCGCUGUAUUGCCUACCCUUUUAAUGCAAAGCAACCCACUGACAUGGCCAGGCGACAGCAGAAGAUCAGUAAGCAGCAGCUUCAGACAGUAAAGGAGCGUUUCCAGGCCUUCCUAACUGGUGACACCCAGAUAGUGGCAGACGAGGCGUUCAUCAAUGCUGUCCAGAGCUACUAUGAUAUAUUCCUGAAGAGUGACCGCGUGUCCCGGAUGGUCCAGAGCGGAGGCUGCUCGGCCAGUGACUCACGGGAGGUCUUCAAAAAGCACAUCGAGAAGCGUGUCCGUAGCCUGCCCGAGAUCGACGGCCUGAGUAAAGAGACGGUGCUCAGCUCCUGGAUGGCCAAGUUCGACACCAUCUACCGCGGGGAGGAGGACCCCAGGAAGCACCAGCAGAGGAUGACGGCCAGCGCGGCCUCCGAGCUCAUCCUCAGCAAGGACCAGCUCUACGAGAUGUUCCAGUCUAUUCUAGGCAUUAAGAAGUUUGAGCACCAGCUCCUCUACAAUGCCUGUCAGCUUGAUAACCCAGAUGAGCAGGCCGCUCAGAUCAGGAGAGAGCUGGACGGACGUCUGCAGAUGGCUGAUCAGAUUGCCAGGGGGGGGAAGUUUCCCAAGUUUGUGUCCAAAGAGAUGGAACAGAUGUACAUCGAGGAGCUGAGAUCCUCCGUGAACCUGCUGAUGGCCAACCUGGAGAGCAUGCCCGUGUCUAAGGGAGGGGAGUUCAAACUGCAGAAGCUCAAAAGGGGACACAACACCUCCAUCAUAGACAUGGGCCAGGAGGAUGAGAACACGCUGUCCAAGUCCGAUGUGGUGCUCUCCUUCACCCUGGAGGUGGUGAUCGUGGAGGUUCAGGGGUUAAAGUCACUGGCACCCAAUCGGAUUGUCUACUGCACUAUGGAGGUGGAGGGGGGGCAUAAGCUUCAGACUGACCAGGCCGAGGCCUCUAAACCAACCUGGGGGACCCAGGGGGACUUCACCACCACACAGCCCCUGCCUGCUGUCAAGGUGAAGCUAUUCACUGAGAGCACAGGAGUCCUGGCCCUGGAGGACAAAGAGCUGGGCAGGGUGGUGCUCCAUCCGACCCCCAACAGUCCCAAACAGUCGGAACUGCACAAGAUGACCGUGUCCAAAGGCUGCCCUGACAGUGACCUGAAGAUCAAACUGGCCAUUCGCAUGGACAAGCCGCAAAACAUGAAGCACUGUGGGUACCUAUGGGCCAUUGGUAAAAAUGUCUGGAAGAGAUGGAAGAAGAGAUUCUUUGUCUUGGUGCAGUCACGUGUCAGCCAGUACACCUUUGCCAUGUGCAGCUACAGAGAAAAGAAGGCAGAGCCUGUGGAACUUCUUCAACUGGAUGGUUAUACUGUGGACUACACCGACCCUCAGUCAGGUCUGGAUGGUGGGAGGACCUUCUUCAAUGCAGUGAAGGAGGGUGACACUGUGAUAUUUGCCAGUGAUGACGAACAGGACCGCAUCCUGUGGGUACAGGCCAUGUACCGAGCCACGGGCCAGUCCCAUAAACCCAUCCCCCCAACCCAGGUCCAGAAACUCAACAACAGAGCCGGCUCCGCACCCCAGCUAGAUGCACCCAUCUCCCAGUUUUCUGGACUUAAGGACGCGGACCGGGCCCAGAAACACGGUAUGGAUGAGUUCAUCUCCGCCAACCCCUGUAGCUUUGACCACGCCUCCCUGUUCGAGAUGGUGCAGCGCCUCACCCUGGACCACCGGCUUAACGACUCCUACUCGUGCCUGGGUUGGUUCAGUCCAGGCCAGGUGUUUGUGAUGGAUGAGUACUGUGCUCGUAACGGUGUGCGGGGGUGUCACAGACACCUGUGUUACCUCAGCGACCUGCUGGAGCGGGCGGAGAACGGGGCUAUGAUUGACCCCACCCUGCUGCACUACAGCUUCGCCUUCUGUGCCUCACAUGUCCACGGCAACAGUCAGAGACUGUGUGAGUUUCUAAGCUGGCCCGUAAACGAGGCAGAGCUACAGAGCUACCUUAACCCCCCCGCCCCAGAGCCCCCCGCCCCCUCUAAGAGGGAACUCAAAAUCAUGGAGUUUAGGAAAAAAAAGGACUCCAAGUCCCAGGCUGCCUUUUUACCCAGAAGGCCUGAUGGCAUAGGGACAGUGACUGUGGAGGAGAAGGAGCGCUUUGAGGAGAUCAAAGAGAGGCUGCGUGUGCUGUUGGAAAACCAGAUCACACACUUCAGGUACUGUUUUCCCUUUGGUCGACCGGAGGGAGCACUGAAAGCCACUUUGUCCCUGCUUGAGAGGGUCCUGAUGAAGGAUAUCGUCACCCCUGUGCCCCAGGAGGAGGUGAAGACGGUCAUACGGAAGUGUUUGGAGCAGGCAGCCUUGGUAAACUACCAGCGGCUGUCAGAAUACGCCAAAGUAGAAGCGGAUAAAACUCAGAGAGAUAAGAAAGAUUCAAAGGAUCAGGAUUCAGAAAAUGUAGGGCGCUUAGUCACCCCUGCCAAAAAGCUGGAGGACACUAUUCGUCUGGCCGAGCUGGUCAUAGAGGUCCUCCAACAGAAUGAAGAGCACCAUGCAGAGGGCAAAGAGGCAUUUGCCUGGUGGUCUGACCUGAUGGUUGAACACGCAGAGACCUUCCUGUCUCUGUAUGCGGUAGACAUGGACUCUGCUCUGGAGGUGCAGCCCCCUGACAGCUGGGACAGCUUUCCUCUCUUCCAGCUGCUCAAUGACUUCCUGAGGACUGACUAUAACCUGUGCAACGGCAGGUUCCACAAACAUCUGCAGGACCUGUAUGCCCCCUUGGUGGUACGUUACGUGGACCUCAUGGAGUCGUCUAUUGCCCAGUCCAUCCACAGGGGAUUUGAGAGGGAGUCAUGGGAACCCGUCAAGAGCCUAACAAGUAAUCUGCCUGAUUUGAAUCUACCAAAUGUCAACCUUCAAAUACCCAAAGUACCAAAUCUACCACAAGUUGGCCUCCCAACAAUGCCUAGCUUUUCUACACCCAACUGGAUGGCAACUAUAUGUGACUCAGAUAAUGGCUCAGGUACGUCAGAGGACCUGUUCUGGAAGCUGGAUGCACUGCAAACGUUCAUCAGGGACCUUCACUGGCCUGAGGAGGAGUUUGGAAAGCACUUGGAGAGCAGACUCAAACUCAUGUCCAGUGACAUGAUCGAGUCCUGUGUCAAACGAACCAGGGGGGCCUUUGAGGCCAAACUCCAGAAGAGCAGUCGGACCACAGACUUCCGUGUGCCUCAGUCCAUCUGCACCAUGUUCAACGUGAUGGUGGAUGCCAAGACCCAGUCAGCCAAGCUUUGUGCCAUGGAGCUGGGACAGGAGUUUGUUAGAAAUUGGAGACAGUACCAUUCCCAAAUCGACGCUCUCAUAGAGGAAACUGUUAAGGAGAUGAUCACCUUACUGGUAGCAAAGUUUGUGGUCAUUCUAGAAAGCGUCCUGGCCAAACUGUCCAGAUACGAUGAGGGCACACUCUUCUCCUCCUUUCUCUCUUUCACAGUGAAAGCUGCCUCAAAGUAUGUGGAUGUCCCAAAGCCUGGCAUGGAUGUAGCGGACGGUUACGUGACCUUUAUGCGCCAUUCUCAGGACAUGCUGCGGGACAAGGUCAAUGAGGAGGUGUACAUAGAAAGGUUAUUUGCUCAAUGGUACACCAGCACGAUGAACCUCUUGGGUACGUGGUUGACUGACCGGAUGGACCUUCAGCUCCAUGUCUACCAGCUCAAAAUCCUCAUCAGGAUAGUCAAGAAAAAAUACCGUGACUUCCGGCUCCAGGGCGUCCUGGAUUCCACACUAAACAGUAAGAUGUAUGAGACGGUGAGGAACAGACUGACCCUGGAAGAGGCCACAGCAUCCGUGAGGGAAGGAGGGAUGGCUGGCAUAUCCAUGAAGGAUAGUGAUGAAGACGACGAUGACUAGAUGAACAGCACCAGGUGGAAGAGCCUGUCAGAGUCCGUCUGAGCCCUCAGACCGAUGCAUGUACCAACCAAGUUAACAAGGGGACCAAUAUUAUGGGUUUUCAAUUUUUCUCUGUCAGAUAGAAAUACCCAUGAACGAACAACAAUACAAAUGAUUAACGCUACAGAAAUUAUAAUUAUAUUAGUCAUGAUAAUUAUGAUAUAUAUAUAUAUAUACACAUAUUAUAUAUAUAUUUAAGUGUUGAACUUAAAAGUGUAGGUGUUUUAUGAAAAAAGUUAGCAAAGUUUCUCAUUCUCCUGAAUUCCCUCCUGAAUGUUCCUAAGCAAUAUGGAAAUCCAUGUGUAUGCGAUGUUGAGUUCUAUGAUUAGGAUAAUGCUUGGUGUGUCCCUGUUUAACGCAGACCUGUUGAGGCGAUUAGUUAACGUACUGUGAAUACAGUAAUGUUACAUCAUUAUGAGUUGGAGAGUAUUUUAUUUGUCUCAGAGCCCGUGUCUACUGCCUAAAGGGAACCAAAAGACAGACGGACAGACUGACAGACUUAGAACUGUUUGCAACUAACUGUAGGUACAUUUUAGAAAAGUAGCUAUCCAUUCUCCUCAACACUGUUGAUGUAUAAUUUACUUUAAUUCAAUUCAAUACUCCUUUAACAUUUUCCCUCACUGGCAAAUAUUUAGCCACCUUUUUAAAUAAGUUGUUUUAGAAAUGCAAUAUUUUCAUUUCGUUAUUAUAUCUUGUAUUUAUGAAUUAUCUAUGUUUUUUAUGUUUAAUUUUUUUUAAUAUAUAAAAGCACCUAGCACAAUAAAUAUUACUUCAUAGAGUGAAAAGAGACAUUCUGUGUUAGCCUAAACUUCAGCCAUUCCAGGAGGUACGUUUCCACACUUUUAUAAUAUGGAUAGCGAGAGAUGAUGACAUCCAGUAUUUUCUCUUACGCUGAUGUUGUUUUGUAUUUACACAAUGUUUAUUGCUCCGUCUGCAGUUACUGCAUGUCCCAGGUAUCCACUCCCACCCCCAAAGCAUUUUUUUGUUAUCUCUGUAAAGUUUCUGGUGGAGUCAUCUUGCUUCUGCCUUAUGGUAGCCUACUGAAUUGGGGCCCACAAAGUAAAAAUAAAGAUAUCUGUACAAAUAUG
Esox lucius (northern pike) is the source of this 6105-nucleotide messenger RNA. It is a transcript of the gene cadpsa, whose product is annotated as Ca2+-dependent activator protein for secretion a. Gene Ontology annotation, cellular component: glutamatergic synapse. The record is from RefSeq and is a predicted model, not a curated record. Gene Ontology annotation, biological process: positive regulation of exocytosis; dense core granule exocytosis; synaptic vesicle exocytosis. NCBI's taxonomy places the organism in Eukaryota, Metazoa, Chordata, Actinopteri, Esociformes, Esocidae. Bases 815 to 4978 code for a protein of 1387 amino acids. The transcript is spliced from 35 exons.